Schistocerca gregaria is the source of this 3098-nucleotide messenger RNA. RefSeq lists its product as uncharacterized. The record is from RefSeq and is a predicted model, not a curated record. Lineage: Eukaryota; Metazoa; Arthropoda; Insecta; Orthoptera; Acrididae. Bases 16 to 1647 code for a protein of 543 amino acids. Gene Ontology annotation, molecular function: protein binding. The transcript is spliced from 2 exons.
CUUUAUGGCUGUGCGAUGGGUGCGCGGUUUUAUCAACGCGGGCCUCGUUCCUUGCUGAGAAAUGUCAGAGGGAGUGGGCACGUGUGCGGCGAUAAGGCCGUACCGCUUUUUCUUGGCUCGAGGUUUUGGUUUCACCUGUAUUCCACUGGCGCAUUCGACUACGAAAACCGAAUCAAGAGCCAUAUUUUGAGAGGGAAGGAAGGCGCGAGCCGGGGGUUGGGGGCGAUGUCCGGGCUACGCGCACAAAGAGUUCGCGACGUGUUGAAUGCUUGGGAUCGGAGCGAGUAUCAAGAGGUCGUCGACGCGUGCGAGGGUUUGGUUGACGUCAGGAGAGAAUUAGCUCUUCAGAAUGUAGAGUUGAGGUUUGAGGGAUUUGAGAGGUUUGAGAGCGUUUUGAAUAAUUUCAAGGCGGCCGCGUUGAUUCGUUUGGGAAGGUACACGGAGGCUAUAAAGGUGGCUGAGGGCACGUUGAGCGCAGAGAAGGACCGAGAUGCCUAUUGCAUUAAGGGAGCGGCACUGAAUUUUUUAUCUGAUGGAAAUCCGAAGAUUGAUAUAGAAGCGCUGCGUUGUUACACGAACGCAUUGGCGUUGAAACCCGAGAACGAGCUUGAUCUGGAGGUGGGGUUCAACCAGGCGGCUUUGUUAUUCAAGCUAAACAAGGUUAGCGAAUGCGUUCGAGCGUGCGAUCGGUUUUUGAGAGAAGGGACAGAUACGCCCGAGCACAAGUCCAUGCACUUGAAUUACGACCACGAGUUUCGGGUUUUGAGAAUGUCGGCAUUAUUUGCAUUGAGGAGGUGGCAGGAGGCCGUUUUGGAGGCUGAGGCGGCGUUGCUCGCGUUGAAGGCGUUGGGCGAGCUGUCGUUGAAGGCGACUGUAAAGAUUCUCGAGGUCAAGAGUUGUUCUUUGAUUUCACUGCGGAAGUUUGCCGAGGCAGAGCUAGUCUUGAGAGAGCAGCUGGAGUUGGAUCCGAAAUGUCUGGCGACGGUUGAUCGACUGGUGACGUGCUUGAUGGCCCAGGAGAAGGAGAGAGAAGCGGUGAUGCUCAUUCGUCGAAUGUCUCGCGAAAAGAAGUCUUCUCCGGAAGUUUAUGCCAGAAUGUGUGUAGUAGAGGCGCAGAUGGAGCUGAAGAUGCCGACUCCAGACAUUUCUGCCGCCUUGAAGAAGUGCGAUAAGGCUAUUGAGUUGGAUCCAUCUCUUAUGCAGGCCUAUUCGACCAAGGCUACCUGUCUGUUAGAAAGAGGGUAUCCGUUGCUGGCUUUAGCUACGUGCGAUCAGGCCAUGGACAAAGAUAUCAUUCAUCAGGAUUUAGUCUUGACUAAGGCGCUCUCGCUAGAGAAGUUGGAAAAGGUUAGCGAGGCUCUCAUGCACAUCGAAUUGAUUUUAUUGGAAUCCCCCGAAAACACGGCGGCUCUCCUGCACAAGGGCAGAAUGUUGUCAAGGCGAGGCGAUCACAACUUGGCCAUUGAGGCUUAUGACUUAGCGUUGAAAACCGACCCAAGGAAUCCUAUUUUGUUGGCGUCUAAGGCUGAUGUGCAGCGACAGAUAGGCAAUUCUGGUCAAGCACUAAGGACGUUUACAGACGCAGUUCGAAACGAUCCCCAUCUGUCCGAAGUGGUCAAACAACUGAUCGAAGAAAAGGACGUCUAACGCAAAUGAGAGCAAAAAUUGCGAAAAAAAAGAAUGCUCCCUCAAGAAAAAGUGGUACAAAAAAUAGCAUUUUUUUUAUGUAUUUGACUCGAGUAAGACCUCUUCUUCUUCCUGGUCUUGAAUUGCACCUAGAACUUGUUGGGUUUCGCCGCAUCGAAUGGAAAUGAAGCUGUCAGGGUCUAACAUGCGCAUUUUCAAUUGUCGUUUUAACUCUCUUGGUGGAUCAAAUACAUGUUCCAGACUCAGCUUCCAUGUCCCCCAAUGCAUAGCAAUGCUUUUUUUACUCUUCACGUCCAGAUGUACCAUGACAGAAUCUUCUGGAGACAUGUGAAACUCUCUUAGACUGUCUGGUGAAUAGGCGCCAAUUCCAAUCAACGCCAAGUCGAAUGGACCUAGCUUUUCCCCGAUGCUUUUGAACGCGCUGCAGUAUCCACUAUCUCCAGAGAAAUACACCUUCACUGAGCUUCCUAAUAUGCCCCAACUCGACCAAAGGGCCUUGUUGUUAUCCAAAAGUCCCCUUUUCGACCAGUGCUUCGCCGGCAGACAGACCAAACUUACCUUCGGCGUAAUUGAACACUCUUGCCACCAGUCGAGCUCUACGAUACGACCGGCGUUGACACACAUGGAACGCAACGUCUUUCCAUUCCCUAAAGGCACAACGUAAAUCGGGGCAUUGCCCAGCUUUUUAAUGGUGUACUCAUCCAAGUGGUCAUAGUGGUUGUGAGAUAUGACAACCACGUCAAUUGGCGGUAACUCUUCUAUACGACACGGGGCCUGACAAAACCUUUUCGGUCCUAAGAACUUGGAAGGAGAGCAACGUUUGCUCCAUACGGGAUCAGUGAGGAUUUUAAUAUUGUCUAUCUGAAUGAGGAAGCAAGCAUGGCCCAUCCACGUCACUUGUGUCCCACCGGAAUCGGGAGGGGAUUUGAUCAAUUGCCAAUUCAUUUUGCAACUCAGCAUCUUAGAAAAGUCUAGCUAUAUUGCACACACACGUACAUGAUACAUACACAAAAAUUUCGUACAGAACUAACUUCUUUCUUGGAAGGCGCUUUGGCGCCCAGUGAAACGAUCAAUAAUUUGAAUACAUCCAGAAAUUCAAUGCCCUUUCUGUUUUUCUCGACAAGGUGAAUAUCUUUCUGUUGUUUACAGCGCUCUAUGGCGUACGAUUGUAAUUUUUCGUCUAUCACACGCCUAAACAACACUUGAAUUUUGAUAGUACCUUGUUUUCUUCCAUGGCUGCACAUAUCUCUGUCCAUCGAACUGGGCCAUGUCUAGAUUCUCUCCAGGCGAGGCCAACGACCUAAUUUUCGACAAAUCAGGCGCCUCUAAUGGCUUGUGUUGAAUUAUAGCGAGCUUUUGUGCUGGCAGCUUGACUACUGGAUCCAUAUCGAAAUUAGACAGCAUUGACUUCAACAUAUUCAGUAUCAUAGUAUAAUAGAGCGAUACAAACA